AAACAAUCUAAUUAAAAACAUCAUUUUUAGAUAGAUAGUGUUCGUAGUACAAGUUGCUCAAUUCGAAUCUCUCAAUGACAGUUAUUUUAUCUGUACAAGUAGCUGAGUCGGUGGAGCGAAGAAAAAAUUAAAACAUUAACUAAAGAUUGAAACUUAUAACGAUCAUGUUAAGGUUAACUCAUUUGAGCCGGUUAAAUCAUAGCGACUUACCGUUCCCGAAUUCCUUUGUAUAGUGGAGUACAAGUUGCUCAAACAGGGGAGUAAAAGUAAUACGGUAGGGGUGUAAAUGUCAAUGUCAGCCUUACCGGCACAUAAAAAGUCAAGAUCCUUAUUAUAAUCGCGAGGGUAUUUGCGGUAAUAUGAACCGUCCAUAUUCAUUAAAGGUUAGCUUUAUAUGAGACCUCCAUAUCCAGGAUGUUCGCUCUCGUCUUCCUGGAAGAAAAAAAGCUUCUCAAAGUCUAAGACCUCUUCUCUGGUGUAUACAUAAAUAAUCUAAUACACACAUAACAAUAUUACUCGUAAUAUAUAGUGUGAGAAUCGGAUCAAACGUAACAGUGGGAGAAUACGGCACUAAAAUAAGGUUUGCUGCUUCUUAUCUCAUUCAUUCUUCUCUUCCUCAUCAAUUUCCACUUCAAAUUUGAGGUAUUCCAGUUGUUCUUUGAUUGGGAUUCGGCAUUAAAAAUCAUGUUUUGUGAACGGAUUCCGUCUUUUUUAUUGGAUUUUUAAUAUUUUAUCUGCGGGAAGUUAAUUUUCUGCAGGAAAUAUUUGUUCUGGUGUUAAAUGGUUUAUUAUUGGUCAGAUUCUGGGGAUAAGGUUUGAUUUUCGUUAUCAUUUUAAUUAACUUCAAAACUGAAACUUUAAUUUGUUUUGCAGAUUCAUGCUUUUUUGGCUGAACCCAAAUGCCCAAUAGCCAAGGUUGUCGACUUGUCGGUCGGAGUUUUUUUCUUAGGAUUUUAUCAUUCUUGGAUUCAUAGGAGAGCAACUUUUUUCAAAAUUUAUAUCCUAUAAUGGGAUCUCUUCUGGCAGAGAGAAAAUUCAAGACACCACUAGGAAUACAGUUGUUUAAGUGUCUAAAGAAGUCGCCCAUCUCAUACAAAACAUAUCAAGCAAUUGUUCUAAUAGUUACAUUUCUGGCAUACGCGGCGUACCAUGCUACUAGAAAAACUACCAGCAUUGUCAAAAGCGCUCUUGAUCCUAAAUCAUCCGAUUUAGGCAUGAAAUCUCCACGGCUAAGAUGGGCGCUUGGUAAUGGUUGGUUUCCUUUUAACGGUAAAGAUGGAACGGAAUUGCUAGGGGAACUUGAUGUGGCGUUCCUUUUUGUAUAUGCACUAGGGAUGUAUUUCUCAGGGCACGUAGGUGAUAGGAUGAACCUUAGGAUAUUCUUAACAACAGGAAUGGUCGGAACUGGUCUGUUCACUGGACUUUUCGGCUUUGGGUAUUGGGCGAAUAUCCAUAAUUUCUAUUACUAUUUGACCGUCCAAAUGCUGGCUGGGUUGUUCCAAUCCACGGGCUGGCCUUCGGUGGUUGCGGUUGUUGGAAAUUGGUUUGGGAAGAAGAAGAGAGGGCUUAUAAUGGGGAUUUGGAAUGCCCACACGUCAAUCGGGAACAUAACCGGGUCAUUGAUUGCAUCCGUUUUGUUGAAGUUCGGGUGGGGUUGGUCAUUGGUUAUUCCCGGGAUUUCUAUCACCUUCACUGGCUUACUUGUGUUUCUUGUAUUGCCCGUGGACCCUGAAUCGGUUGGGGCUAGUGAAGAUGAAGACAAUAUCCACUCCCUUGAAAAGGAAGAGAUGAAAGUAACAUUACAACCUCUUCUGAGAUCAGAUGAAGUGGAGAACGAAUCUGCUGUGGGUUUUGUUGAAGCUUGGAAGAUCCCAGGGGUUGCACCUUUCGCCCUUUGCCUCUUCUUUGCAAAAUUGGUGGCCUAUACUUUCCUUUAUUGGCUUCCUUUCUAUAUUAGCCACACAGCAAUCGACGGGAGGUACUUAUCUAACGAGGAAUCGGGAAACUUGUCAACCUUAUUUGAUGUCGGAGGGGUGGUUGGUGGGGUCCUAGCCGGCUACAUUUCUGAUCACCUCAAUGCCAGAGCCAUCACAGCUGCAACCUUCAUAUACUGCUCCAUCCCAGCUCUCUUCUUGUACAGAAACUUUGGUGAUGUCUCCAUGUCCAUGAACAUUCUUCUGAUGUUGAUCACUGGCAUGUUUGUGAAUGGACCUUAUGCGCUGAUAACAACCGCAGUUUCAGCUGACUUGGGAACACACAGCUCGUUGAGAGGAAACUCAAGAGCACUUGCAACGGUCACCGCCAUUAUAGAUGGAACAGGCUCUAUUGGUGCGGCAAUUGGGCCUUUGUUAACGGGCUACAUAUCUGCUAAGAGCUGGAAUGGCGUCUUCACAAUGUUGAUGGGGUCUGCUCUAGUUGCAGGGUUGUUACUAACUAGAUUGGUUGUGUCUGAGGUUGUUGAUAAGAUUCGAAAUUCCACUAGUCAUAAUGAGCCGAGGUUAAACUCUUGUGUCAAUGAUGUGUAAGAAUACUUUCAGAAAAUGCAAGUAAAUGGGCCACUUAAUUUUUAUCAAACCGACCCUAAGCUUGUCUCAAGCAGCAUGGUGAUAGUGUAGUGUAAAUAAAGAGUUAAGAUUUGAUAUCAAGACUUUAUCAAGUGUUGUUCAAGUGUUGUCCUGAAGGGAAUGAGAAGAUGAAAGAUGUAAAUCAUAAUUAUGAAUGCAUACUAGUUUGCAACAAGAUGCUUGAAUUGUCAAAACUAUUCUCAGUAAAUUUUAGAUUUUAGGCUAACUGAGAAUCGCUGUCAAUUGUAGAUGAACUGGUGAUUGUACAUUUUUAUGGUGUCCAAUAAUAGUGCUUUGAGCCU
Messenger RNA from Cuscuta europaea, 2866 nucleotides. NCBI's taxonomy places the organism in Eukaryota, Viridiplantae, Streptophyta, Magnoliopsida, Solanales, Convolvulaceae. The record is from the annotation of a GenBank genome assembly.